AAAAUGUUUUACAACAAAAAGUUGCCAUCAGUUUUGUGUCUAAUCCUAUCGUUUUUGAUAACAAAAAAUUGUGGCCAACAUAUCCUAAUCGAUGCCAUCAACAACAUUACCGGUGCCACUCUGGCCAACAGUUCAAUUGAUUAUAACAACACUACCACCGAUGUUGUCAAUGAUAAACCUAAACUACAACAACAACAACAACCGGUUUUUAAUGAUUACACCGACGCCGAUGAAGACUCGGCCGCCGCCGAGGAGGAGGACGACGACGAUAUGUCACUGUCGGAGAAUGUGCCGCAAAAUACGCACAUUGAACACGACUUCGAUGGCCAACUGAACCGAUUUGUCGACUCGGGUAUGCAUUUGAUUGCCGAAACACAGCACAUGUUCAACACCGAUAUCAAUGAGUCGCGCAGCGACAGUCCGGCCAAAGAUGUUUGGCUGGCCUAUAGUAAGUCGUGGGGUCGUAUGUUUGGCGCACUGGUCAACUAUAUGAUGGCCAAAAUGGUCGAAUCGGAAACCGAUCCGACAACCAAUAUGACCAUGGAUUGUGUGAUGGCAAUGACGGCAACGUUAUCCGGAUUGCAUAGUCAACGCGAUUGGGCUGUCAAAUUGAUUGACUCGUCCGGCCGGCCGUUCAGUGCCGGCAGUCUAGACGGUACGAUCACCAGCCUGGGCGCCUACGACCAGUGUCUGGCUAUUGACACUUCGGUAGAUCCCGGUGCCGGAGCCGAUUAUGUUGGCCAAUAUUGUGUGGCCAAAUUUCAGUUGGCAUUGCCGCCGAAACCCAAACGAUUGACACUACGUCAUCGAGUGUUCAACUUUACCGGCACACCGGCUGACGGAACGUUUCUGGACGAAUUUUCGCUAUCGGCCCACGCUUUUUAUGACCGCUCCGGCCGUAUCGGGAUGUGUAUACCGUCUGCAUGUAAUGCCGAUGACUUUCACUCGUUUCUAAUGAAAUUUAUUAUGGACAGUCAUAUAAAUAUGACAAUCAACGACUGUCACGUUAAACAAUUGCCAUCGUUUACCGUUUUGCAUAAGUCAAUCAUAUCGGUAUUGGCCACUGUAUUCAUAUUGAUGACAGUUUCGACCAGUUUGGAUCUGAUCAUCGACUAUACCACCGACAAGAAGUUUACACCAUUUAUCAGCUUUGAGACCAAAUACCGAAAACUAUUUGUGUCAACACUAUUGGCAUUUUCUGUCUACCGAAACGGUCGAUCGUUGUUCGCCGCUAAGUCAUUGUCUACUUCGACGACCACUACCCGCACCAGUCGAUCCAUUGACUGUCUGAAUGGCAUUCGGGUACUGUCGAUGAUAUGGAUCCUAUGGACGCAUACCUAUCUGAUACCGAUCAAAGAAACGUUUACGUUUGCCCGCGAAUUCAUGUUUGCCGUCGAAGAACUGGGGUUUCAGCUGAUCCUUAACGGCUGGGUACUGGUCGAUACGUUUUUCCUGUUAGGCGCAAUGCUGACCACUUACAGUCUGUUUCAUCGGCUGGACAAAUCGGGCGGCCAAUUGAACAUCUGUCAGCAGAUACUGAAUCGUUUGUUUCGUUUCUGGCCGUCGGUAGCGUUGACUGUAGCCCUAAUUUUUCUGGUACCCGCACUGGCCAGCGGUCCGCUCUGGAACGAAUAUUUUGAUAUCCAACUGGACAAAUGCUACCGCUAUUGGUGGACAACGUUGACGUUUGUCAACAACUGGUACGACGAGUCCGAUAUGUGUCUCUUGCAUACCUGGUAUUUGUCGGCCGAUAUUCAACUGUUUAUCGUAUCGUUUAUCUUCAUUAUACCACUCUAUAAAAAUCCAAAAUUCGGUAUCAAACUUAUAGUGUUGGUGGCGUCGGCCAACAAUUUGGCCAUUGCGGUGCGCACAUUUAUGCUGAAACAAAAUCCGACUGUCCUCUAUAAUACACCUAGUGAAAGUGAUGUAUUCAACCAAACGUCGACAAUCUAUGUCAACACUUAUAUACAUUUGGGUCCCUAUUGUGUUGGACUCAUCCUUGGCUACGGUGUCUAUAAAUAUAAGACAUUUCGCAUAAAUCCGUUCGUCAAUCUAUUACUAUGGAUGGUCUCGUUGUUCGGCUGUCUGGCCAUAAUGUUGUCCACCUAUACACUGAAUCGGGGCGUUCAAUGGAAUCCAAUAUUCGGCGCACUGUACGCCGGCCUUCACCGAACCGCUUGGUCGCUGUGUGUGGCCUGGAUUAUAUUCGGGUGUACUACGAAAAACGGCGGCCCGAUCAAUACGUUUCUCAGUUGGUCACUGUUCGGGCCGUUAGGCAAACUAAGUUUCAUGAUCUAUAUGAUGCACUUUCUAGUUAUUUGGGUACGCUAUGCCUAUCUUAGACAGCCACUACCGUUUAGUCAUUACACAAUGUUCUGCGAAUUUAUCAUCAAUCUGGUAGUCAGUAUUUUCGUGGCCAUAGUAGCGCACCUGUCGAUUGAGGCACCGUUCCUGGCGCUAUACAAUCUAUAUUUGUCGCACAUAUUCAAAUGGGCCAACUUUACCAUCAACCGCACCGGUAAACCGUUCAAACAGAGCACAGGAGGCCAACAACAACAACACAUUACACCAAACAACACACCACUGGUGGUCACUUCAAAACUAUAGUCCAUUAAAU
Molecule: messenger RNA, 2617 nt
Organism: Oppia nitens
Lineage: Eukaryota; Metazoa; Arthropoda; Arachnida; Sarcoptiformes; Oppiidae
Product: nose resistant to fluoxetine protein 6-like
Exons: 9
Coding region: 4-2607 (867 amino acids)
Molecular function (GO): acyltransferase activity, transferring groups other than amino-acyl groups
Source: RefSeq, a predicted model, not a curated record